AUGCUUGGCACGAUCUUUCGCAUUGAUAAAGUGAGAUUUGAUGAUGAGAAAGCAGUGUGGGUGAUCAAGCUGACAAUGUGUGGUGAGAAUGAGAACGAGCUGAGAGAUGAAUUCGAUUAUUAUCGACAACAAAUGGGAGAAUAUAUUAGUCUUUUAUCAUUAGGGAAUUUGUUGAGUGAGAUGGGUGAAAAUGAUACGUGUGUAUUCAUUUGUGCCAGCUAUACUGGACUUGGAAAUGUUGCUCUACAUAGAGGCGAGAUUGAUGUGGCACUUGAAUAUUAUUCGAAAGCGCUUGAGAUGAAUCUUAAAACACUUUCUCCUUACCAUCCAGACAUUGCCGCGAACUACAUAAACCUUGGUGUUGCAUAUGGUGAUAAAGGUUUGUACGAUAAAGCACUUGAAUAUUAUGAGAAGGCACUCAAGAUUAAGCUCAAAGUAUAUGGAGAAGAACACGCUGAUGUUGCCCAUGUUUAUCAGAACAUGGGUACUGCGUAUGACGAGAAAAACGAGUAUGAAAUGGCUCUGCAGUAUUAUGAGACAUGUCUUUGUAUACUGGUCGAAGUCAGCUAUGACAUAUCAUGA
This is a messenger RNA of Didymodactylos carnosus, 582 nucleotides long. The record is from the annotation of a GenBank genome assembly. NCBI's taxonomy places the organism in Eukaryota, Metazoa, Rotifera, Eurotatoria, Philodinida, Philodinidae.